This is a messenger RNA of Drosophila teissieri, 352 nucleotides long. RefSeq lists its product as uncharacterized. The transcript has 2 exons. The coding region runs from base 20 to 268 and encodes 82 amino acids. NCBI's taxonomy places the organism in Eukaryota, Metazoa, Arthropoda, Insecta, Diptera, Drosophilidae. The record is from RefSeq and is a predicted model, not a curated record.
GCUUAGUGUUGCAUGCACCAUGUUUUUGGGCCUGGCCAUCGCUUUGCCCAGUCAUCACAUCGAGCGACACAUACCCUAUGGCAUGGAUGACUUUUAUCCAUUCAUUGCCAGAAAUUCCUCCGAUAUCCUGCCGUUGUCUAAGAAUCUAACGCAAAUUCAACGACUGCGUUGGGCCGAUAAGUGUGUGCAGUUCAGAAAUAAGUGCACAUUAGCAGAGCACUGCUGCAGUUUAAGAUGCCUGAAACGUUUUUACCGAUGCAUUACCUAAGUUGUAUACAAAUGAUUGCCCCUAAAAGUAUCUUAUUUAAAUAAAAAAUCUCCUAACUAGAUGAGCAUGACACUGUUGACUUGG